This is a messenger RNA of Daldinia decipiens, 1397 nucleotides long. RefSeq lists its product as uncharacterized. Bases 98 to 1072 code for a protein of 324 amino acids. Gene Ontology annotation, molecular function: metal ion binding. Lineage: Eukaryota; Fungi; Ascomycota; Sordariomycetes; Xylariales; Hypoxylaceae. The record is from RefSeq and is a predicted model, not a curated record. The transcript has a single exon.
GAUUACGAUCAACAACGAAGAAGAUACCAAAAUUAUCCUGAAAUCACUGCUGAUAAAAGUACCGCGGCGCGCUGAUUGCCUAACGCUGAAUUUCACAAUGAACGUCAAAGUUAUCACUAAUAAAAGCGGUAGUAUUCUUGGCAAGAUUCCAAUCAGAAUGAGCGAAACACCCCGUCGUGAGAACACUCGUAAUGCCGAAACCGGCGCUGACUAUAGAUCUUCUAUAUGGGCCAGUAGUCAGAUUAACCAUAGAACAUCAGAUGAUAGAACUCGAGCCCGGACUCGAGGAGUACAGACAGAAGAUAAUGAAAAUCGAGAGAGGACCCAACCAUCCCGACAACGAACCAAUCAAGCUGAGGGCCCCGGGGAGAGACGGGAACAGGAUACCGAAAUACCUCGACACAAUGAAGGAGCUCCUCCAUCGUCGCGUGAGAGAUACUGGUUUCGUGGUAGCUCGAUUAGAUCUUUAGUUAAGAGCUUUCUGGGGAUGCAAAUGCCAGAAGAAGUAGCUAAUAGGGGACGUGUCUCGUUCUCCGGGGGGGAAUCAUUUUUCCCGGAUCCUAUGGUUACCUUCCUAGUUGAUCGGCCUCAAGAUCUCCUAUGUCAAAUUUGUCAAACGGUAACUCUCUCAAUAGGGCUUAUUGCGCACACCCCGUGCGAUGAUACCCCUGCUAUCCUUCCGUGUGGGCACUUGGCUUGCCACAACUGUCUAAGAGCUUGGGUUGAUGCGAAUCGAAGUUGUCCUUUCUGCCGAAAAGAUAUGGAGUACAGCGAGUGUGGGCAUACCCUUAAGCCCGCCUUAAUCACGCAUGAUACCAUUACCACUUUGCCGAAGACACUUUCCCGAGGUGGGAAGAUAGCCGGAAAUUGCCGCGAAUGUCAGGAUAGAGAAAAUAAAGACAAAGCCCUUAUAUUGUGGAGUAUGGCUACGGAAGCCCUUAAGAUUAGUCGAGAAGUUCCUCUUGGAAUCGAUCCUCAAUAUGCCCAACAGGUGGCAGAGGUCACUCGUGCAUUGUUCGAAAAUGUCCCGCAAUAUGCAGCAAAUAUGGUUCGGGAACGGGACACUUGGUAGGCGAAUUCUAUCAUUUACCUGAACUUGAACUUGCCAUGGACUAUUUUGGCAAUAGAUGGUUGCUAGUAAAUAGCAUACAUCACAAGAGAAACGGAUUACGUAUAAGCAAACCAGAUUGACACUCACGAACCGAUUACCUAAAUUUUUCUCUACACGUAAAUUUUCUUUCUAUAAGGAUUAUUUACUCUUUCAAGUAAUCAAGUCAACUUUCAUUUUGUUUUUGUUUUUGUUAAAUAUGGGCACCUCCUAGGUGCUCACAGGGGGGUUCUCCCCCUUAAUGCCUCGUAUACGCAAAUAUACUAAAGAAGAUACAUAAUACUAGUAA